GCACGGACAAGUCGUCUCCGCGCGGGGAGGCGUGCGGACCACAGCCCGGCUCCCAGCCAGCCGCGCCGAGCCCUGCGGACCCCGCAGCCCCGCGCAGCCAUGGAGGAACUCACGGCUUUUGUAUCCAAGUCUUUUGACCAGAAAAGCAAGGAGAGUAGCGGCGGCGGCAAGAAGGAUUCGAUCUCGUACAGGGAAGUUUUGGAGAGCGGACUGGCGCGCUCCCGGGAGCUGGGGAGCUCGGAAUCCAGCCUCCAGGACAUUACCGAGGGCAGUGGCCACUGUCCGGUGCAUCUGUUUAAGGACCACGUGGACAGCGACAAGGACAAACUGAAAGAGUUCGGCACGGGGAGGGCUGCGGAAGGUAUCUACGAGUGCAAGGAGAAGCGCGAGGACGUGAAGUCGGAGGACGAAGACGGCCAGACGAAGCUGAAACAGAGGCGUAGUCGCACCAACUUCACGCUCGAGCAGCUCAAUGAGCUGGAGCGGCUCUUCGACGAGACCCACUACCCUGACGCCUUCAUGCGCGAGGAGCUCAGCCAGCGCCUGGGGCUCUCGGAGGCGCGUGUACAGGUUUGGUUCCAGAACCGACGAGCCAAGUGCCGCAAGCAGGAGAACCAGAUGCAUAAAGGCGUUAUCCUGGGCACCGCCAGCCACCUGGACGCCUGCAGGGUGGCGCCCUACGUCAACAUGGGCGCCCUGCGAAUGCCUUUCCAACAGGUCCAGGCGCAGCUGCAGCUGGAAGGCGUGGCGCAUGCGCACCCGCACCUGCAUCCGCACCUGGCGGCGCACGCGCCCUACCUGAUGUUCCCGCCGCCGCCCUUCGGGCUGCCCAUCGCGUCGCUGGCCGAGUCGGCCUCGGCCGCGGCUGUCGUGGCCGCCGCCGCCAAGAGCAACAGCAAGAACUCCAGCAUCGCCGACCUGCGGCUCAAGGCGCGCAAGCACGCCGAGGCCCUGGGGCUCUGACCCGCCGCCCGCCGGCCCCCACGAGCCCGCCCGCGCUGCGUCCGGCGCUCGAAUCCUGCGCGCCCCGCGAAGGCCGCGCCGACGGCUUGGAGCGAGGGCGCGGGCCCUGGCGCAGCGGCCUCCCCGCCUGGGGCUUCCCGGGGCCCACCACCGGCCCAGGGGGGGGCCUCCCGGGACCUCACGACCCCUGCAGACGCUCGCAGAGACUGCGGAAGAGAGCAGGUGACGGCCAGACCAGCUGACGCAGCCCUCGGCCCGCGGUCUGUGCGUCCCGGGACCCUCGGCCCGCGGUCUGUGCGUCCCGGGACCCUCGGCCACGUGGAGCCCCGCGCGCCCUCCUCUGUGGCCAGCGUUCCUACCCCGUGCAUGCGGCCCCUUACACACCUUUCGAAGAUCAUAGAGUCGAUUACGCAAGAAGAUCUGGGGCUGGUCUCCGCCGAAGAUGCCAAUUCUUGGUCGCUAACAGUUUUACGCGCUGCCACGAAGUUGUUUUCAUCCGAGGAGGAGGAGGUGCGGGAUGGGAAUGGAUUGCAACGUGGACUUCCCCCUGCCAGAUUAGGGGCCCGUGCUCUGCAGCAAUAAGGAAAUGCAUCUGCCGACCUCGGGACAAGGUGGGGAGGGGGUCGGGGAGACCCCAAUCUCCCACGUUGUCACCGUAUUUUUUUA
This is a messenger RNA of Mirounga angustirostris (Northern elephant seal), 1629 nucleotides long. It is a transcript of the gene SHOX, whose product is annotated as SHOX homeobox. The transcript has 5 exons. The record is from RefSeq and is a predicted model, not a curated record. The coding region runs from base 100 to 963 and encodes 287 amino acids. NCBI's taxonomy places the organism in Eukaryota, Metazoa, Chordata, Mammalia, Carnivora, Phocidae. Gene Ontology annotation, molecular function: sequence-specific double-stranded DNA binding; DNA-binding transcription factor activity, RNA polymerase II-specific. Gene Ontology annotation, biological process: regulation of transcription by RNA polymerase II. Gene Ontology annotation, cellular component: nucleus.